Messenger RNA from Populus trichocarpa (black cottonwood), 1070 nucleotides. RefSeq names its product auxin-induced protein 6B. The transcript has a single exon. Gene Ontology annotation, biological process: response to auxin. NCBI's taxonomy places the organism in Eukaryota, Viridiplantae, Streptophyta, Magnoliopsida, Malpighiales, Salicaceae. Bases 118 to 567 code for a protein of 149 amino acids. The record is from RefSeq and is a predicted model, not a curated record.
AACACUUUCUCUCGCCUUCAAAAAUUAAAACCAUACAGAAACAACUCAAAGCACUCCAAGCCCGAAACUACUGUAUUUUCCUCCUGGUUUCCAUCAAAAUCUAAAUUUUCUAGGAAAAUGGCAGCUGGGCAAGCAAAAUGCACCAAAAUCCGCCACAUAGUGAGGCUUCGCCAAAUGCUAAGACGUUGGCGAAACAAGGCACGCAUGUCAGCCAAUCGCAUACCAUCAGACGUUCCAGCAGGACAUGUGGCAGUCUGUGUAGGGACUAGUUGCCGGAGAUUUGUGGUGCGAGCGACGUACUUGAACCACCCCAUCUUUAAAAAGCUCCUGGUACAAGCCGAGGAAGAGUUUGGCUUUUCUAACCAAGGCCCAUUAGUGAUCCCGUGCGAUGAGGCCGUUUUUGAGGAAGUGAUUCGAUACAUUUCACGGUCUGAGAAUGGAAAAUCCGGCCGGUUUGUGAACCUUGAGGAUUUGCAGAGAUACUGCCACGUUGGUGUUAAAAAUGCUAAGCUUGAUUUUUGGACCGAUUCAAGACCUUUGCUUCAUGCUGACAAGACAUUCUGGUAAGGUGAAAAGAAGGGCACGCCAAGAAAAAAAUAAAGAGAGAAAAGAACCUCUGAUUCUGACCCGGGGUACUCAGUCCGAGUCUGGGAAGCUCUCCACCGUAAAUUUGGAAAUAGAAUAUAGUUGCCGAGUUAAAAAUUCAUUUUGACUCGUUAGGUUUUCAUGAUCUGUUGGGCUUUGCUUACCUGUGUACAAAGAGGUGAGUUUGCUGGGUUUUCUUUCUUUCUUUCUUUCUUUCUUUUUUGUCUUGAGAAAUUAAUGGGACUGGUUGGAGAGUUACCGAGUCAAACUCCGGAGAACGCAAGGAGAUGGCAAGAUGGGGUGGGUGAGUCAACCACCGAGUCGUCCCGGGUUCUGAAUCGGAGAGUAAGGAAACUACUGAAGACUCUUGAAAUAUUAGACAGAGAGACCAAGAAAAGAAGUGAUUAUUGACUGAGCCACUUUUGUAAAUUCUGUUAUUUAUUGAUUGAUUAAUGAAAUAAUAUUGUAGAGAUAAAAUUUAUUAA